Messenger RNA from Spea bombifrons (plains spadefoot toad), 548 nucleotides. It is a transcript of the gene MRPS6, whose product is annotated as mitochondrial ribosomal protein S6. The record is from RefSeq and is a predicted model, not a curated record. Bases 92 to 460 code for a protein of 122 amino acids. Lineage: Eukaryota; Metazoa; Chordata; Amphibia; Anura; Pelobatidae. Gene Ontology annotation, molecular function: structural constituent of ribosome; small ribosomal subunit rRNA binding. Gene Ontology annotation, biological process: translation. Gene Ontology annotation, cellular component: mitochondrial small ribosomal subunit; ribosome. The transcript has 3 exons.
GCACCUUGAGCACAGAUCCAAUCCCGGACCGAGUCUUCCGCCUGCUGCCGCUGCUCAGAUUCUACUCCCAUCAGUCGCAGCCGCCGAGGAAAUGCCCAGAUACGAGCUGUCUCUGAUUCUUAAGGCCAUGCAGAGGCCCGAAACAGCAGCCACCCUGAAACGCACGAUAGAGGCUCUCAUGGAGCGGGGAGCGAUUGUGCGCAAUCUGGAAAACCUGGGAGAGAAAGCCCUUCCGUACAAGAUCUCCAAGCAUAACCAGAGCCACAGACAAGGAUGGUACUUUUUGGUAGAUUUCUAUUCACCUCCUGCCAUCAUUCCAAGCGUGUUGGAUCAUUUGUCUCGUGAUAUUGAUGUCAUCAGACCGACGAUUCUGAAGCAAGAACCAAAGACAGAAGAGAGAGAAUGCCCAGGAAUUAUCCCUGCUGACAUUGAGGCAAAGUUCAGCCGCAGGAAGAGAUGAUAUACUGUAUGAAGCAGAAGGCGUAGUAAUGUAUGGAUCAUAUUUUUUAUUAUACAUGUUUAAUAAAUUCAUAUUCCUGAAAGCAAAA